UCACAAUCACAAUCUCCUCUUCCCUCCUCUCUACGCAAUUCCAUAUAUACCCAAAAGUAAUUAAAACCUGCAAAUCUUUGUGUUCAACAAUGGCGGACAAGCGAGAAAAGAGUACUACAGCAAGUUCUCAAAUCAUCACAGGAUCAUGUGAAGAAGGUGGUGAAGGAAGUUCCGGCAUCCGCACGGUGGAGACGCUGCUGAGGCUGCUUCCGGUGGGGCUUUGUGUGGCCGCGUUAGUUGUCAUGCUUAAAGAUUCUGAAACUAAUGAAUACGGCUCUCUUUCAUACUCCAACCUCACUGCUUUCAGGUUUUUGGUGCAUGCUAAUGGCAUCUGUGCUGGUUAUUCGCUACUGUCGGCUGCUUUCACUGCAAUCCCUCGCCCUAUAACCAUGCCUCGAGCUUGGACCUUCUUCCUCCUUGAUCAGGUUUUAACAUACCUGAUACUGGCCGCCGGUGCGGUGGCGACGGAGGUGGCGUUUCUAACAUACAAAGGAGAUGUGGCGGUGACUUGGAGCGAGGUGUGUGGAACUUACGGCGACUUCUGUAGAAAGGCGACGGCUUCCAUCAUCAUCACCUUCGUGGUGGUGAUCUGCUACGUUUUGCUGUCGCUAAUCUCAUCUUACAGGCUCUUCAGCAAGUAUGAUGCACCAGUUGGGUACAAAAAUAAGGGGAUAGAGAUCGUUGAUUUUGGAAAUUAGGAGAUCGAUGAAAACCUGUUUCCUGUGAAGAACAAGAAUAUGUAAUAAGAUUAUAUAUUAAUUAUGAACAGAGAUUUUAUAUAUGAUGAUGAUGAUGAUGAUGAUGAUGAUGAUAAAUGUUGUUGUUCUUGGGUUUUCUUGAUUGUAACUUGACCUUCCAAUCU
Molecule: messenger RNA, 862 nt
Organism: Cynara cardunculus var. scolymus (artichoke)
Lineage: Eukaryota; Viridiplantae; Streptophyta; Magnoliopsida; Asterales; Asteraceae
Product: CASP-like protein 2A1
Exons: 3
Coding region: 90-698 (202 amino acids)
Source: RefSeq, a predicted model, not a curated record